UUUGAUGGGCCGUUCAGCAAACUGCAUGCAAUAUCAAUUUAAUAAACAUGUACAAUUAAUGCGCUGUUGUUGUUUUUUUUAAUUUCCCUAUAUGAACUUGGUCUUCAGUGCGAUAGUUUUAAUGCAUGCCUUUUUAUUCACGAUGAGAAUGCAUGCUCAUUUUUUAUCACAGAUAACGAGGCGUGUCUCUGUUGUGCAGGUGUCAGCAAAAGCCACCGACAGACGCUGAUAGUGAACACUAUAAAAAGCAUUGCACGUAACAUAUGUGUCAAUGAUUGUCACCACUUUAGACAAUUAAAAUGAAAGCUAGCUGUUUAUUCGUAAGUGUAUUUCUGUGGAAUCCGACACUAGGAUUUGUUCUGAAUUCGAUCAGGACAGCAGAAAGCGAGACACGAUAUAGUAGGGAGAUCUUUUUUUGAGGAAGACCGGUGAUGGAUUUCACUGAACCACUGACGAUUGCUAAGCUGGAAGAGAGUGGCUGGAACCUGGUUUUCAGAGGAACUUCCGGUAACGGCCAGGAGACGCAGGCCGCUUGGAUGACUGGCUCCGGUACUUCGAGCACAAAACCGACAGAUAUGUCGCGGUCCUACGACAGCCACUUCCGGGACAACUACGCCGUCAACCAUUGGGCGUCCCUCGGCGUCAAAUACGUCAAGUACGCCCUUUACAAACAGUCACGCGAAGUGGCGUUUAUCGUGUUCGACGGAACAGGUUCGGAUAUGACGUCAUGGUUCGCACAGCAGCGGGUGAUCGUCUCAAGCUACUCAGACAUUUCUCCAGCGACCACCUUCAAUUAUUUCUCAAUUCAAGGUCAUGAUAGGUAUGAUUUCAAGCGGACGUUCUUCAUCAACCAGCUUUAUGGUGACUGUGACCACGAUGCCGGAAACAUGGUGGUAGUGGAGCAUGACGGGGGCUGUGACUGGGACCACCAGCCACGUUACCCACAAUUCCUCUACUCCAACCUGAACGGUGCAGACUAUUGGAACCGCCGAAUGUUUGAGCGCGCCGACUAUCUCGCCAUUUUCGUAUACACUGGACCGUGAAUGGCAAUUUACUAUGUCAUCAUAAAAUAACAAAGCUACUUUGUACGAGAUAUUUAAUUCGAAAUAAAGUCACAUACAGAAAUGA
Molecule: messenger RNA, 1128 nt
Organism: Dreissena polymorpha
Lineage: Eukaryota; Metazoa; Mollusca; Bivalvia; Myida; Dreissenidae
Exons: 5
Coding region: 432-1043 (203 amino acids)
Source: RefSeq, a predicted model, not a curated record